AAGUGUGCUACGCCAUCAAGGGCCCCACUCCCGGCUGCCGCGGGGACAGUGCAGGGCCACUCGCGGUUGAGCUGCCCCGGGCUGGCCCGAGCCUUUGGGUCUCAGGUGACUGGGACAGGCGGCCGCGGCGUUCGAAUCUACUUGCUCCUGCGGUGGAAGAGACGGGCCGGCGUUGGCCGCUGCUGCUAGCAGCUUGAAGCCCAGGGUCGGGACCGAUGGCGGCCUGGGCUGCUUCCAGCCUAAGCAGAGCCUCUGCCCGAUACUUGCUGGCACGAGGCCCCGGGGUCCGGGCGGCUCCUCCGCGCUACCCCCGGCCCUCCCAGCCAGAGCCCUGGGGCUGGGGCGCCGCUUCGCGCAGGGCGAUGCACCUCACCGCGGCUGUCCCCGCCGGGCACAACAAGUGGUCCAAAGUCAGGCACAUCAAGGGUCCGAAGGACGCCGAAAGGAGUCGCAUCUUCUCCAAACUUGCUUUGAACAUCCGCCUGGCGGUGAAAGAAGGCGGCCCCAACCCUGAGCUCAACAGCAACUUGGCCAAUGUCUUAGAGGUGUGUCGCAGCAAGCAUAUGCCCAAGUCAACGAUUGAGGCAGCACUGAAAAUGGAGAAAACCAAGGACAUUUAUUUGCUGUAUGAAGCUCGAGGCCCUGGUGGUUCUUCUUUGCUCAUUGAGGCAUUAUCUAACAGUGGCUCCAAGUGUCAAUCAGACAUUAGACAUAUCCUGAACAAGAAUGGAGGAACGAUGGCUGAAGGAGCUCUUCACUCUUUUGACAAAAAGGGGGUGAUUGUGAUUGGAGUGGAGGACAGAGAGAAGAAGGCUGUGAACCUAGAGCGUGCCCUGGAGCUGGCAAUCGAAGCAGGAGCUGAGGAUGUCCAGGAAACUGAAGACGAAGAAGAAACAAACAUUUUUAAAUUUAUUUGUGAUGCCUCUUCACUGCAUCAAGUGAGGAAGAAGCUGGACUCCCUGGGCCUGUGUUCUGUGUCCUGUGCACUAGAGUUCAUCCCCAACUCAAAGGUGCAGCUGGCUGAGCCCGACCUAGAACAGGCCGCUCAUCUCAUUCAGGUGCUUGGCAACCACGAGGAUGUGAUUCACGUCUAUGACAACAUUGAGUAACCAGGCUAUAUGUGCCCCCAGGUUCCUUCCUAGAAAUGUGGCAGCCCGUUCCAGCACACAUAAGCAAUCUCUGAGAGUAAAGCCGGUGGGAAGCUCAGCAGGCCAGAAGGCCUAAAGCCAGGACUUAACAACCUUGAGGCCAAGGGAAUCUCACUUAUGGGGCCUCUUUGUCAGCUCUGCUGAUGUCUCAGAGCCAUCUGGAUGAGUAUCCCGACACCUUCUUGGAUGCAGGGCAGGAACACACAGCUGGUCAGACUCUGAUGUUGGGUAGUUGGCCUCUGUGGGGAUUGGAAGUGCCCUGAGGCCCUCUGUACUAGUAACUGCCCUUAAUAACAGUGAUUAUUGGUUGCUGCA
Callithrix jacchus (white-tufted-ear marmoset) is the source of this 1463-nucleotide messenger RNA. It is a transcript of the gene TACO1, whose product is annotated as translational activator of cytochrome c oxidase I. The record is from RefSeq and is a predicted model, not a curated record. Gene Ontology annotation, cellular component: mitochondrion. NCBI's taxonomy places the organism in Eukaryota, Metazoa, Chordata, Mammalia, Primates, Cebidae.